CCGGUCCGUCGUCCGAAUCACCAGCUUCGUCGCUGAGCCGGCGUCUUCUUCCUCCUCGGCUAUCGCCCCCUUCGUUGGAAAGCUCACAAAGUUCCAAUCUUCUCCCUCGCCCAUCCUUUUUCGCGGAAAAAAUUCAUAGUUUUCUCGCAUGGAGCAAUGGAGAGAGUGAGACCGAGCGAACGAGCUCCAAUAGGGUGAACACGCACCGUCUGUUCGUCUAGCGCUAACCAUAGGCCCCUGCUGGGAGUGCGGAGGAACCCUAACCCUAGCUCGCGGACGAUCGAGUUUCUCGCCAUUUCCUCCGCUGCAAAUCCGGCCUAGCGUAUCUAUCUUACCUCCCCUGGAUCGAUCUGUAGAUCUGUAGCCCUUCGCCGUCGUAGGCCCUCGAUUCUCAUUACCUUGAGUUUCCUUGUGCUGACUUGCCUUAGUUUAGCUGGCUGAACGGGCAAUUCCACUAUCUUUAGCUCCAAUUUGGUAUCGGAAGCUUAGGAGUCGGUUUGUAUUUGAAAUGCUGGGAGUUGGGUGUAUGCUUUGCUGUUGUUGUACGGUUGUAGCGAGGGUUUUGGUUGAUUGGUCAGGCGAGGCUAGAUGGAUACCUUGGUUACGUGGUUUCGGUUUCCAUUUUUAGUGCAAUUAACAAUUUUUUUUUUUUUUGCCUCCUUGCUAUUUGAACUGUUUUGCUAACUAGCAAUUUAUAUGCUAUUUUGAGUUACGUCUUCUGACAAAACUUUGAAUUGGUUCUGAUAUUGGAAGCUAAACUUGCCAUAUUGUUCUUCUCUUGUAUCCUAAAGCUUCAGCUACUCUGUUCCUCCUUUUUGUGGCAUAUUGACAAAAAGAAGGUGGUUCUUUAUCAUGCUAGGAACGAAUCUCAAGAAGGUUCUCUUGUGGGAUUAGUGAGCAGAGGAAAUAUGCUAACUGUGUAACACAAAGAUAAAUGGAGCAUUUAGAAUCCUUAUGAUCUUGAUUCAGGAAAGAGCAUGCAGCAUAAAGGGCAUUGUGGUGCUGUUAUGGGCACCUGUCUAGAAAAAUACAAGUUCAAAAGUCAUUGUUGUUUUCCUUUCAAGAAGAUGCUCAUGCUUGCUAUAUUUUGCAUCUGAUUUUCAUGAUCAUUCUGAGGGGAAACAAUGCAACUCAUCCACAACAUUGCAAUCACUGCUUCCUCAAAGAUACCUGCCUUGUGUGACACUUUAUAAUCCAAGACACCAUCUUCUUUAUCUAUAUGCAGUUGUGGCAACAACAAUUGUUAUCUAAGGAGCUCCAACUCCAAGAGCUUCGGAGACGGCACCACCUUCAGCAGUUGGAUCAUGAAGCGAGACAACUGGUUCCACAGAGACAGAUGUCAUUUGUAGGAAAAUCUGCCACAGGAGAUCAGUUAACUGCAAUGCGUAGUGAAAUGUCAAUCAACAAUGCAUAUAACUACAUGUAGACAAAUAAUUUUCCUGGAGACCUGUCCAACUUACCAUCUACCUAUGAGAUGGUUAUUGCUGGCAAUAUGAACUUGGUGCAGCCUAGUCACCCAACAGCUUUACAGAACCUUGGCAAUGGUGAUGGUACACUGAAUUACUGCAGUCGAGCAAUGCGAUCCAUGGGAUUUAUGCCACAGCAGAAUGAUCAUUUUAUUCAUGGCUUGCCUGUUCCAGGCACUAGCAGUUUAGACCAAUACUCUCACUUCUUAGAAUUGUCUAAUAAUUGCAACAAUUUGAUAACUAAUUCAGAUGCAACCAUUGAAGCUAAGUCAUCGAAUCCGUCUACUAUUCAAUCUGGUCCAGAAUCAACUCAACGAGGAUUCUUACACGACAACACAUUGGAUAUGCAUAAUCUACAAGACAGAAAUGCAUAUGUAAAAUCUCCUAUGCAAGAUCUAGCUAAUGGUGUUACAGUUGGAAAGUUUCAACAAGCUAGCAAUCUGCAUCUCCAUGAUCAGUUUCAGGAAUUUCAUGGUAGGCAAGAACAAGAUGCUAUGCCUACUAAUUUACAGGGGAAGCAAGUAUCAGAACUUGGGAAUUCGCCAAAUGUUGCUUGUUUAGAUCCAAUGGAACAAAAGCUGUUGUUUGGCACAGAUGCUGAUAAUAACUGGGGAGUUUUAUUUAGUGGAAGCCUUAUGUCUGGCAUGGAUGGCAAUGUGCAUGCACAACAAGUAGAUAAUGAUCAUUAUGGUGCAUUUCCUUCUAUUCAAAGUGGGAGCUGGAGCGCUCUUAUGCAAGAGGCUGUUCAAGCUUCCACUAGCUAUAAAGGGCAGGAAGAGUGGAGUGGGUUGAGUAAAACUGAACCAAUAAGAACACUUUUGUGUGCAACUGAUGAUGGGAAACAAUCAAUUGGCUUGGAUGAUGACAGCUCUUACAAUCAAGUUUCGUUGAUAGCACAACCUUUUGCAACUCCAAGCUCCUUGACUGGCAAUAAUCGUCUUCUCUUGAAGACUGCUCAUGGAGAAAAUAGUACGGCAACAACUGAGGCUUCCCAUGCGUGUCUAAGGUCUUCCUUGCAAGAAACCAAUAGCAAAGAGUUUGGAAAUAGUCAGAAUCAAUCCAGGCUAGUAGAAGGUGGUGUUGAAGUUAGGAUUUCUUCAGCUAGUGAGAAUGAAACCAAACUUAUAGGUGCUAUUCAAGCUAAAAUUCCUUUUUCUAUUGGAAUAUGGGAUGGACAGUCCAUUGAGCAGAACCAUAACACUUCAGAGAACGUUCAGUUAAAGUCACAAGACAAUGGAAAUGGUAAUCUUGGCCAACAGAACUUGCUCUUAUCCAAUGUUUCUUUUCAGCCUGUCAAUAGCUUAGGUCGCUGGAUUUCUAGUCAUGCAACGGAAUCGAGAGGUGACACUCCUUCAAGUUAUGAUAGGAUCCCUGAAAAUCAUGUUGAUCAGGGUGCUGGAACACAAUUUGUCAAACCAAAUAUUGCUUGUCUCAAGAUGCAAUCAGAAGAUUCAUUAGCAGGAAAUUUAGGGUCUGUUAGGCACCCAAAUUCCCUAAAAUUGAAACACAACAUGCAUCAACAAGCUAUGGAUGAACAAAAAUCUGUUUUUGGAAGAAAUUUUGCCUGCAAUAUGUAUGUGACUUCUGACGUUGUCAAAGAUGAUGAAGAAAAUCAGACUCAGUGUGAUUUGUCAACUACUCCUGCAGCAGAAGUAUUGAGCCAUAACUUUGAAAGCCAGAAUUCAAUUCAUCAUGGCCAACUUUCAAUGGGACCUAACAUCUUUCAGAACUCAGCUGGUAAUUUGAAGAGGAAAGCUGAGCCUUCUUUCCAACCAAAUCACCAUUUAAACUUACAAAGUCUACCCAACUCAGUUUUCAGUGGAUCAAAUAACAUAGGCCAAUCAUUCAAUGGGAAUUCACAUUUUGCUGGUCAUGUUGUUGGUAACAAUCCAAAUGACACUAGUGAGGGGGUUCGAGUGGAAGCUGAGCAGCCAUCUAUAGAUGCAAAACCUCUCCACCCCUCUAGCAGUUCUUAUGAUGAAUCAAGAGCUCAAUAUACACAGAAUCAAACCAUUUCUCAAGCAAGCAAUAAUAUGCUUGAACUUCUUUACAAGGUUGAUCAGUCAAGGAAUGAGAAUUCUGUGAAUGCAUCUGAUAAGGCCAUACUAGUUGUUGCCAAUGUUCCUGCUGCCAGAGUUCACUCUGAUUGCUCUUCUAACUCAAGAGGGUUUGGAUUGCAUCUGGCUCCUCCAUCUCAGAGGCAAUCACUGCCUGACAAAGACCCAAUUUAUCAGAAGCUCUUGAAUGGUGAUAUGAUUGGACAAUCAGGCUAUGUAGAGGCUGGAUGUCAGGAUCAGUCGCAGUCUAGUCAUACUUCUUUAGGUCAACCUUUGCCUCCCCUUGAUGAAGCAUCUGAAACAGCUAAUGGGCAUAAGAUUUCCAGCCUACCAAGAGAACAAGAGAAUGAACACUUGGAAGCAAACAAGUAUUUUAACUCAUCAUCAGUCACUGCUUCUGAUUUUCCUUUAGCACAAAAUCAUCAGCAAGAGCAUCUCCAAUUUCCGCAACAAGAUCGUUCUGGUGUACAAGGUCGCCUACAGCAGCAGCAAGGUCAUAUUUCUAACAGAAACCAAGAUAACGAAGGUGCACUCAUGAAGCAGCCAGAAGAUUCUAAUAAUACAGCUGUAGCUGGCGAAUCUUUUCAGGCAUUGCCUAUUUUGUCUAGUAGAUUUUCAGCUUCUGGAGUUGCUUCCAAUGCUCAAAAUCAUAUAACUUGUGGUUCACAAUUUUUCUCUGGAAGGGCAGAUCACAUGAAACCAACAUUUGCAGAAUUUUCUCAAAUUACAAGUUUUGGCCAUCGAUUACCCUCUGUAGACACAAAACAAGUUUUACAAUCUUCAGAAUCAGUUAUGUCUAACCAAGCUGGCUUCUCAAAGCUGCAUAAUGUGUGGACGACUAUAUCAGCUCAACGACGUCAAGCCGGCAUCACUCCUAUACUUGCUCCAAAUGUACUUCAGUCCAUAAUAAAUCAUGGAAGGGAUAGAAGUUCGUGGGGCAUGCCAAAGGCUCACAGUCAAUUGAACAAGGAAGAAAGUGCUCCUGAACUUAGCACUUGUUCUUCAAACUCACGGAAAGAAGAGAAUUCAGCUCAUGUCAAAUCCUCAAAUAUACUUGAAGAGAAGAUGGAUGUUGUUUCAAGGGCAAGUAAUAUGUUCCAAGGGGAAGAAACAGCAACCUUAGAUGGAGGUUCUAGCGUUUCAGUAUCAUCUCUUGUCUCUCUGCAUCAGCAGGAUGUUAACAAGGCUAAACAUGAACACAAUCUAGCUCUUAGAUCUCAAGACUUGCUUUCUUCUCUAACAAGUGUUAUUUCUUCUAGGAGCAGUGGCAUUUGUGAACACAUGCCAAAGCCCUCAGAUGGUCAGCAGAAAAACUAUUCCUUUCUCCAUCAAAUACAGUCCACAAAGGCUUCUGAUUCUGAUAUGAACACAUUGGCAGAAAACAUGCUGAGAGGAACAUCUUUUAAUACUCCACAAAUGAACUUAAAUGUAAAUCAGAGAUUUAAUCACAGGGACAAUCCACAUUCUAGAUAUCUCCCUGAUGUUAAAGUUGUGGAAGCUUCUUAUGUUUCAGAUGCCCAAAUGUUAAACUCUAACUCAAAUGUCCAUAAAGACAAAGAUCCUAGAACAUCAACAGCAGGACAGGAUGACCUUCAAUCACAUAUUCAUCCCCUCUGCACAAAUUCCACAGCUACUGCAUCGGGGGGUAAUGAUUGCACACGCAUUAGUCCUCACAUGGUUCCUACCUCGUUUGAGCAUUAUGGAAUCUACCAAAAUGGCAAGAUGGUUGCUCUUUAUGAUGCUCAAAAGAGUGUAACCACUUCAACACAGCAGUACUCACUCCAAAAUGUUACUGCAGGGAUGGAAGAUAGUGUUAUAGUUGAACAAAGACUUGAUAACAUCCAUGCUGGUGGUUACAGGGAAGGUGCAUUGUCCUCCAAGACAUCACCCAAUGAAUCAUCACCCUUGUUACCAAACACCAGUGACCAUGGUGCAAUUUUAAGACCAAAGAAACGUAAAGGUGUGACAAUGGAUAUGCCUUGGCAUAAGAUUGUCACUGAAUCCCUACAAAGCUUGGAAAGCAUAAGUAUGGCAGAGUUGGCUUGGAAUCUGUCUGCUGAUAGAUUGAUGGAGAAGGUAGAUGAUGAAGCUGAAGCUGUGGAAGAUGGUCCAUCAUUUCCUCAUUCGCGAAGAAGGCUAAUCCUGACAACUCAGCUGAUGCAGCAACUUGUUCCAGCUUUACCAUCUGAAUUGCUGAACAGAAAGGCAACUUCAGCUUAUCAAAGUUUGUCUUUUGUUGUAGCUAAAUCAGCACUUGCAGAUGCAUGUAGCAUAGUUCCUUCCUCAAAAAAUGAUUGGCAUGAACCGUUGGUAAAGCAAAAUAUGAUGCUUGGACAGCUUGGGACUUCAAACAAGUUCACAGAGGAUUCUGUUACGAAAUCUAAUAAACUUCAAGCUGAUUUCUCAAGGUUGUUCCUCUGUGAAAAAACACUAUGUUAUUAUGGCAACAAGAAGGGUAGUCCGGUGCACGAAGCUCCCGCUAUGCGGAUCCCGAGGAAGGAUCCAUUGAUGGAGAAGGAAACUUUUCUAUUAGAUGUACGGUUGGAAUGUCAAGAAUUAGAGAGGUUCUCCAUAGUCAAUAGGUUGGCAAAGUUUCAUGGUCGAACUCAUCCUGAUGCAGUCGAAGUUUCUGCCUCUGGAACUGUCCCUCGCAGAACCUUUGCACAGAGACACAUCACCGCACUUUCCAUGCAAGGAAAUCUUCCAGACGGGGUAAUGUGUUUGUCACUCUAGGUCAGUGAUAAUUUCUCCUUGCCAAAAUGGCAAAAAGCCCCACCAAUUGUCCAUGAUCAUUCAAGCACUCCCCCAGUGAAAAGUAUUAGAUAACACUUAGCAUCUGAUCCACCAACGCCCAGUUGAACACGAGUCGAGGGGGCAGGUAGUCAUUAUUCUGAUUCAACUACCUCGUAGGGGUGUUGCAUUUGAAACAGCAUUGAUUCUUGAUGUUUAAUGCUUCAUUAAAUAUAGGUAUUUGUAUAUCAAUGAAGAAGAAAGAAAGAAAGAGUAGGUCUUCAUUUUCGAACAGGGGAUGAGUAUUAGUAUGAUUACAUAUUUUAAAUUGAAAUAAACUUCAGAAUUAGGGCUCUUCCCUUCUAAAGGAGAAGUAAAACAAAAUAAAACAUCUUUGUCGUCCUUGGCAAUUAGUUGUAAAUCUUGGUUUCUUCAGAUCUUGUCAGUUUUCAUGCUAAAGCCUUUUUGGAAGAUGUAUCUACAAUUUCAGCUACGAUAGCUGUAUAUCUUUGUUCAGAUGGUGCUAUUUUUAUGAGGUUUUUAUUCAUUCAGUUGAUCUCGAGGUAGUUUAGGAUCAAUAUCAUCAGGAUGUAACCCUAGUGCAACGAUAUGAUUUUUCAUUCGACCAUUGUACAAUUCAAUGCAUUUACAAACGCACUUGAGGAGCACGCUGCUACUUAUUUUUUGGGAGUAGAUGUCAUUGUUGAUCUGUUACCAGUUAAAUUGCGCAACAUUCCAUGGCCAAGGAGGGUGCUGAGGUAAUAAUACUAAACUGGACAUGAAGUUCAUUACUGUUAUUUAGAUUUUUUACAUCAAGUCAAUAGUUUUGAAGUAUUGUUAUGGGGAAUUAAUUCAGUCAUUUGA
Zingiber officinale is the source of this 7117-nucleotide messenger RNA. RefSeq lists its product as uncharacterized. The transcript has 10 exons. Lineage: Eukaryota; Viridiplantae; Streptophyta; Magnoliopsida; Zingiberales; Zingiberaceae. Bases 1475 to 6256 code for a protein of 1593 amino acids. The record is from RefSeq and is a predicted model, not a curated record.